This is a messenger RNA of Nomascus leucogenys (northern white-cheeked gibbon), 619 nucleotides long. Its product is annotated as TM2 domain-containing protein 3-like. NCBI's taxonomy places the organism in Eukaryota, Metazoa, Chordata, Mammalia, Primates, Hylobatidae. The record is from RefSeq and is a predicted model, not a curated record.
GAAGUGCGCAGGCGCUGGCAAGAUGGCGGGAGGGGUGCGCCCGCUGCGGGGCCUCCGCGCCUUGUGUCGCGUGCUGCUCUUCCUGUCGCAAUUCUGCCUUCUGUCGGGCGGUGAGCAAUCGCAGGCGCUGGCUCAGUCAAUAAAGGAUCCGGGCCCAACACGCACAUUCACAGUAGUUCCCAGGGCAGCAGAAAGUACUGAAAUCCCACCUUAUGUGAUGAAGUGUCCAAGCAAUGGCUUGUGUAGCAGACUUCCUGCAGACUGUAUAGACUGCACAACCAAUUUCUCCUGUAUCUAUGGGAAGCCUGUCACUUUUGACUGUGCAGUGAAACCAUCUGUUACCUGUGUUGAUCAAGACUUCAAAUCCCAAAAGAACUUCAUCAUCAACAUGACUUGCAGAUUUUGCUGGCAGCUUCCUGAAACAGAUUACGAGUGCACCAAUUCCACCAGCUGCAUGACGGUGUCCUGUCCGCGGCAGCGCUACCCUGCCAACUGCACAGUGCGGGACCACGUCCACUGCUUGGGUAGGUCAGAGUUCAAGGACAUUUGUCAACAAAAUGUUUUUCUCUAAGUUUAUUGAAGGGACUUGAGCCAGAAAUUUGACAGUCAAAUUAUUUAA